This is a messenger RNA of Fonsecaea nubica, 978 nucleotides long. RefSeq lists its product as hypothetical. Gene Ontology annotation, molecular function: oxoglutarate:malate antiporter activity. Gene Ontology annotation, biological process: transmembrane transport. The record is from RefSeq and is a predicted model, not a curated record. The transcript has a single exon. NCBI's taxonomy places the organism in Eukaryota, Fungi, Ascomycota, Eurotiomycetes, Chaetothyriales, Herpotrichiellaceae. The coding region runs from base 1 to 978 and encodes 325 amino acids.
AUGGAGGCUGCGGAACAGACCUCAGCCUUGAAUAGAGAGAAGGCACCUCCAGAAAGGGUUCGAGUUCCAGCGGUUGGUUCGAGGGUUUCCAAUCACUCCCUGUACAAGGUGGCACUUCCGUUCAUUAUCGGAGGGCUGUCAGGGUCAAUUGCGACGAUAUGCCUGCAGCCAGUUGACAUGGUGAAGGUGCGACUUCAAUUGACUGGUGAAGGAAGUAGAAGUGGCCCGCGCGCCAGUCCGUUCACCGUGGCUCGAGAUAUUGUCAAACAGGGCAGACCGUUGGAACUGUACUCUGGACUGUCGGCUGCGCUCCUUCGCCAGGUGGUCUACGGCACCAGCCGACUUGGGUUGUUCUUCACAUUCGAAGAUGCUCUCAAGACGCGCGCGAAAGAGCGUGGAAGGCAGAUGACAUUCAUAGAGCGCGCUGGGGCAGGUAUCGCCGCAGGUGCCCUUGGGUCAUUCAUCGGCAAUCCCACAGAAGUGGCCUUAAUUCGAAUGCAGUCUGAUGGCAUGAGGCCGAUGGACCAGCGGCAGAACUAUCGCUCUGUCUUCGAUACGCUGCAUCGGAUCGUCAAGAACGAGGGUGUGCUCGCACUUUGGACCGGGGCCAGGGCGACUGUUGUCCGCGCCAUGUGUACCAACUUUGGACAGCUUGCUUUCUUUUCCGAGACGAAGAACCAACUCGAAAAGUUCUCCAGCAUCCCGGAGCAGGCACGAGUAGUAACAGCAUCAACUGUGGCGGGAUUUUUUGCCUCCUUUUUCAGUAUGCCUCUGGACUUUGUGAAAACGAGGCUCCAACGACAAUCCACCAACCUACAAGGACGACCAACCUACGCCGGUGUGUCAGAUUGCUUUCGUCAAGUACUGCAACAAGAAGGGCCGCUGCGAUUCUAUCGGGGCUUUGGGACCUAUUUCGCCCGAAUGGCACCGCAUUCGUAUGUUACACCCGUCCUAGGUUUUGACCUCCUGAGUUGCUAA